Molecule: messenger RNA, 4013 nt
Organism: Pongo pygmaeus (Bornean orangutan)
Lineage: Eukaryota; Metazoa; Chordata; Mammalia; Primates; Hominidae
Product: olfactory receptor 4M1
Exons: 1
Coding region: 3075-4013 (312 amino acids)
Biological process (GO): G protein-coupled receptor signaling pathway
Cellular component (GO): membrane
Molecular function (GO): G protein-coupled receptor activity; olfactory receptor activity
Source: RefSeq, a predicted model, not a curated record
ACUAGUUUUGGGUCUUCUACAGUUCUUAGAAACUCUUUCAUGACACAAGGCCUUUUCAUUUACUAUUCUCUAUUCCUAAAAUGCUUUUCUUCAAACUUUCAAAGUUAGAAAAAUGUCACCAACUCAGAAGCUUUUCUAAAAUACUCCGUCACACACAUACCACCCCCAUCAUCAUUUACUCUACCAUUGCCUUGUUUUUAUAUCCUGCUUGUCUUUUAGCACUAGUAGCAAUUAUUUUAUUUUACUUAUUUAUAUUUUAUUUUAUUUUUAUUUGCUUGUUUACUUAUUUAUUGUCUGUCUUUAUUUUCAGAAUGGAAGUUUGAUGAGGCAGAGAUUGAUUCUUCCUUGUUCAUUUUUGCGUCUCAGCAGGUAGCAUAUAGUAGAUACUCUAAAUAUUUGUGGGAUAAACAAAUGAAUAGUUUAUAGAAGUGACACAGAAGCUGUACAUUUAGGAAUAGACUUUUAAUAUCACAUGUAGAUAGCUUUGUUUUGACAUGCUUUAAAUGCAAGUGCUGGACAGAAUAAGAAUUGUUGCAUCAUUUAUGGUGUUUUAGGUAAUGGUUAUGUUAAUGUAGGGAAACUAGGUGUUUGUUCUUCCUUGAGGAAGUGACAUGGUGUAGUGGCGUGUGUGUGUGUGUGUGUGUGUGUGUUAUGAGUAGUGGCUGAGCAUUACUAGCUUUGGGAGUAGGGGGUUUGAUUGGCUGCCUGACUAUUGGAUUGAGAUGCUCCAGCAAAAUAUUUCUUUUCCACUUGACACUUGUGAAGGGAGGAGGACAGAGACACUCAUCAAGGAGUGUGGAGGGAUGAAUCCUUUGUAUUUUUGUCCUAAGGAAUAAAUGUGGUUGAUUUUGGUUCUUAAUGAAAAGUAUACAUCAUUAGUUUCUAAUUUUAUGACAUAUCUUGAACACUGAGGUACAAAAGAAAAUCUCUUUGACACUUUUUUCUGGUAAAAUCACCCUUUCAAGAUUCCAUAAUACCUGAUGUAUGUUUGUCUUUUCAAGACAUCAACACUAAUUCACCUAAAUUCUUUCUAGAUUAGUGCCAUUUUCUACUUCUGUUUUCGUGGAAUGGGUAUGGAGUAGAGCAGAGGAGGCAGGGGUGUUUUGUGUGACGACACUCAGAAUCAUUGCAUCAUGUCCCCAUAAUAAUAAAAAAAAGCAUAUGGUCUUGUAAUGGUAUUUACCGCUUUAAAAUAUUCAUUUCCUUUCAAUAAUAAAGGGACAAUUAUUUACUUAGGAACAAAUAAUCACUUCCAUCUCGUCAAAAACUACAUAGCAUAAUAGCAAAAUAUAUAAAUGAGGUGAGUAAUCAUAAUAUUUCAGAUGUUUUUGGUAGAAAUUUAUUUGAUUGUUGGAACCUCAUAGUUGACUUAUCAGUGAAUGUAAAUGAGUUAGUACACAACUAGCUCAUAGCCCUCAUAACUAAUAACAUAGCAAGUAUAUAAUUAUAAGCUAUACUUGUUGUGUUAUUAGUUAUGGGGGCUAUGAGCUGCCUCCUCCAGGUAAGUACAAUAAGAUCAUUGUUUUUUGGAAUCUUAGGAAAUGUGUCAUUCUGGAUAACCUUAUUAUCUUUCUUUUGAUUAAAAUCUUCCUAAACCAAAUUUUAAAUUUUUCAAUCUUAUUAAAUAUGCUUAAUUAACUCACUGAGGUCCACACUGGGCAAUUUAUGGACAUGGGGAAAUUGAUCCCUUUUCUAAAUAGUCCCACACUACUCAAUUUCUGAGUAUUUUUACCUUUCUUCUGCUUGCUACCAGAUUCCUGGAAAACACUGUUUUUUUGUGUGUGUGUCUGCUUGUAGUAAGCCAUCCCUUCUUCAAAAUACAAUGCUUCUAUAAGAUACUGAAAGUCAUUUAUCUAUGUUUGUUAAGUUAUGUAUAAAUUGAGUCAGUAGGUUCCAAAAAUGGUGCAUUUAAUUUCUUUUCUCAGUAGUAUACAAAGUGCCCAUAAGUGUUUGGACACAGCCACAUCUAUUUGGUUUUACAGAACCUUAACUUUUUAAAAAUUCCUUUUCAUAUGUAAUUUUUUUAAGUAAUAGGAGAGGCAAUAUCAUAAAAUAUCACAUCAACAGAAAAGAAACAACCCUUUUGUAUUUGAUGUUGGUUACAACAAAACUUACUUUGGUGUGGCAGUUUUUAACCUUACUUAAAGAAAAGCAUAUUUGGUAACGUGAACUCUAAUUUCAUUUUUAUUUGACAAGUUUUGUUCUACUUAGUGGUGUCAGGUUCAAUACAGAGCAGUAAGCAAAAUUUUAAAAAUAAUAUUAUUCCCAUUGUCACCUUGAAACAGCAGAGCAGAUCAGCUCAGAAUCAAAUUGGGUAGCAAGCAUACUCAUUUCUCAGAUCACUACACCUACUUAUGUUCCUGCAAUGGUGAGCAAAUUUUAUACUCAAUGUAGUAUCAGGUAUUGAUGAAUCUGGUCACAGCUAGAAGAAUUUUUUAUAUAGGGCCUUGCAUAGCUGUAUAUUGUGGCUGGUUACCUGUUACCAAGGAUUAAGCUGUACAGGUUUUGGUUACGGUUAUGGAAAAAUAUGUCCAUUCACUACUUAUGAAGCCUUGGGAUCUCUUUUCUGUAUCACAACUAAAAUACUGCUAGAUCUGUAUGUGUGCUAUUAGAAUGCAAGCCUAAGUUUCCAGGUUGGCAAGAUUUUGCAACAAAAAAAAGAUCUAGAAAAAAGAGGCCACACCUCUGAUUGCCAGUCUAAAAUUUGGCUACACUAAGAAGUACUUUCACAUAUUGCUUACUAAUGUAGAUGUUUGGGGGAAGAAGUAGUGCAUUGCCGAAUUUCAGAAAAAGUAAGAUUUUUAACAUUAACAAGCUGAGAUUUGAGUUUCAAAUAUAUGCCACACUUCAUAUAGUUUUAAUGUUUCCAAUUUAUAAGUUCAUCACAUACUCUCUCCCUCUUGGUUUAUCAAAUAUAAAAUGGGCAACCAAAUGUAUCCUCGUGUAACCUGUUAGUGACAGGGAACGUAUGACAAUUUUGAAAGCAGUGAUAUAACUCUAGGUAAAUGCUAUGUGGACUAAUUAUAGUUUCUUUAAUUUUCAUAGCUAUAUUAUGAAAAGAGUAAAUUGAAGAAAUGGAAACUGCAAAUUACACCAAGGUGACAGAAUUUGUUCUCACUGGCCUGUCCCAGACUCGGGAGGUCCAACUAGUCCUAUUUGUUAUAUUUCUAUCCUUCUAUUUGUUCAUCCUACCAGGAAAUAUCCUUAUCAUUUGCACCAUCAGGCUAGACCCUCAUCUGACUUCUAUGUAUUUCCUGUUGGCUAAUCUGGCCUUCCUUGAUAUUUGGUACUCUUCCAUUACAGCCCCUAAAAUGCUCAUAGACUUCUUUGUGGAGAGGAAGAUAAUUUCCUUUGGUGGAUGCAUUGCACAGCUCUUCUUCUUACACUUUGUUGGGGCUUCGGAGAUGUUCUUGCUCACAGUGAUGGCCUUUGACCGCUAUGCUGCUAUCUGCCGACCCCUCCACUAUGCUACCAUCAUGAAUCCACGUCUCUGCUGUAUCCUGGUGGCUCUCUCCUGGAUGGGGGGCUUCAUUCAUUCUAUAAUACAGGUGGCUCUCAUUGUUCGACUUCCUUUCUGUGGGCCCAAUGAGUUAGACAGUUACUUCUGUGACAUCACACAGGUUGUCCGGAUUGCCUGUGCCAACACCUUCCCAGAGGAGUUAGUGAUGAUCUGUAGUAGUGGUCUGAUCUCUGUGGUGUGUUUUAUUGCUCUGUUAAUGUCCUAUGCCUUCCUUCUGGCCUUGCUCAAGAAACAUUCAGGCUCAGGUGAGGAUACCAACAGGGCCAUGUCCACCUGCUAUUCCCACAUUACCAUUGUGGUGCUAAUGUUUGGGCCAUCCAUCUACAUUUAUGCUCGCCCAUUUGACUCAUUUUCCCUAGAUAAAGUGGUGUCUGUGUUUCAUACUAUAAUAUUCCCUUUACUUAAUCCCAUUAUUUACACAUUGAGAAACAAGGAAGUAAAGGCAGCCAUGAGGAAGUUGGUCACCAAAUAUAUUUUGUGUAAAGAGAAGUGA